This is a messenger RNA of Penicillium angulare, 1281 nucleotides long. RefSeq lists its product as uncharacterized. Bases 1 to 1281 code for a protein of 426 amino acids. NCBI's taxonomy places the organism in Eukaryota, Fungi, Ascomycota, Eurotiomycetes, Eurotiales, Aspergillaceae. The transcript has 4 exons. The record is from RefSeq and is a predicted model, not a curated record.
AUGGAUUUUGCCAGUGAUGAAGCCGUCCAGGCUUACAAUGAAUAUUUCCGGAAAGACCAGUAUGCUUGUCGCCAUGUUUUGCUUCUGAAGGGUAUGAUUCACUUCCUGGUCAAUAAAUUUGACAUCCAAAUUGACCCGAAUGCACUACCAACUGCUGUUGAUGAAGAGGCGGUUUCCGAGAAAAACAUCCGUGUGAAAAUUGUUAAUCGACUGCUUGAAGACUUCAGCGAACAAUUCAAAGACCUUGAUGACCCUGAUCCCGACACAGCAGAACAACUUAAAGAGUUGAAAAAGGUACAGUGCAUGAAUGUCGUGGAUAGUCACGCCAGCAAUACAGCAGCCAUCGAACCAAGCCUCCAACCUGAGCAACCUGAGCAAUCUGAAUACUUCUCAAGAUCCGAAAGAUCCCCAGAGUCGGAGAACCUGACACAAGAGAAAGAUAUGGCCUUGGAAGGAGAUAUUGGAGGAUUUGAUACUGUUACAGGAGUGUUACUUCCAAUUCCGCUAGAUCUUACAUCAGUGGACCGAACCAAUGUUUUGACCUAUCUAAUCCAAAAGUAUUCUACUGUGGACCUAUGUGCGAAGCUUGAGGAUAUCCUGACAGAUAGCCUGAGACGAGUUAGUGAAGAUGGGUUAUGCUCCGUGGAAGAAUUACAAUUGAUCGGGGGAGAUACCGAAAGCACUGCCGCUGGAGUCUACUUGCAUAUUCUCUGGUCCCCAAAAGAGCCCAAACAUUUCUGGCUGUACGUUGGCCAAGCAAUGGACUUGGCAAGAAGGAUAGCGGAUCACAAAAACAAGAUCUACCGCAGGGGACACCCUAGCCUCCAUUACCACAAUUGGGAUUCGAGGGAGGAUAUGUGCUCGAAAUUUGUUAUCCUUGCAACAAUUGACAUGGAUACCAAGGGACAAACUCUCCCUAUAUCUGAGCAAUGUUUGCUUGACCUUUUCGAAAUGUGGAUAGCAUGUUUGUUCCAGACACUCAGUGCAAGAAAUCUCGAUAGAUAUCUCUGUCCAUCUAUUAGUCGGUCGUCCGCUGGCCGCCAUCUCAAUGUUGUGCCGCCGAUAUGGCAAAGAUUCCAAGAUGAAAAUAUGCCAGAAAUAAAAGAAGUCUUCGAUCGACAAAGCUUCAAGGCACUUCUACACUCAGAGGACCCAGAUAUUCGAUCAUGGGCGCAGAAAGCUCGAGACUCAUACAAUGAUCUGCGAGACUCCCUUGACCCAGAGCUGCGCAAUUAUUGGGCUCCAGCAGGCUUUGAGCGCCAAGAAACAGAGCAACAUUGA